UUGUAUUAUGCAGUGCGCAUGUCAGUGCGUGCCUGGCGACAACUUCACGCUCUCUAGUCAAACAGAGCACAGUGUAAUAUUAAAAUGCCUGGGAAAAAGAAAAGCUUGAAGAAAAAAAAGAAAACAGCAUCCACUUCACAGAAAAAAUCACAUGAUGAAGAAAAGGCAGAUGGCGUUGAGAAUGUCGAUGCAUCCACUCUUAUGUCUGCCACAGAGACACCUGGUAAUGCUACCAAGCGUAAGAAAAAAGGAAAGAAGAGGACUCCAAGGCUAUCCAGAUCUGAAAAAGCAUUAGAAAAACUUGAGAAAGCUACAGAGAAACUAAAGGAAGACCAUAUAUUCUAUGAUCGAUUUAUCAACCGGAUGCACCGCUGGUUAAUUGACAUAGCCCCAAAGGCUAUGGAACUUUUUAAAAAGAUAGAUAUGGAGGGAGAGGGUGCAGUAACUACUGAUGAAUUUAAGUCAGGCAUGUUUGAUCUACAUGUGCCUCUCACACGUGUAGAACUUCAUCUUCUGACACGUCUGUUGGAUGCUGACAAUUCAGGUGAAGUUGACUAUACCCAGCUGGAUCGAGGACUUGAGUUAGCCAGGGAGACAUACACCAUCCAACGAGAUACAGAGGCUGAGAGUGAAAUGCUAGUGUUGACUAGACGCAAAUUCCCGUCUUGUCCUUGUUGUAAAAUGAGCAUUGUGGAGCCAAACCAAGAACCUUAUCCAAAAUUUAUCGCCCUUGAGUUGCGAAUGGUAACUUUUGAUGGGGCAAAAGACUAUCCAGGACACUUUGAAGUCCUUGUUCACUCACAUAUCCUAGUGUGUGGCCUCAUCCAGAUCAUUAUUGAAGAAACACAAAUCGCAUCCACCAAACUUGCAAUAUUUCGUGACCGCACACGAAGCCGGGAAUCACUUCUGCCACCACAUCUGACCCUGCGGGAAUGUGGAUUCAUUGGUGAUUCUCAGAACACCCCUGAAGAGAGUGUACUGUUUUAUGACUAUACUGUGGAGUUCACAGACUGCCCAAUAUUGAUGUGUGAUCAUUAUUUUGGGAAGAAAGCCUGAAAUCUGAUAAAAAUUAAUCAUGUCUAUCUUUAUAAGUUUUAUUUUAGCUUCAUGUGUUUUAAUUCAUAUGUAGUUUUCUUUGUCAUAUGUUUAUUUUUUUACCUGUGCUUCACUGUUUAAUUAUGAGUCCUGAUGAGUUUUGGGAAUUUGAUGUCACCACCAAUGAGACAGUUUCACACUAAACACUAAUACCACAUAUCAUACCUGAAAGUAUCAAAUAUUGAAACCACUGUGAACAAGAAAACAAAAACAUCAUGUCUAUAAUGUGAACAUUACAGUGAAUCUUUACUUUAAGGCACUGCAAGCUAUCAAACUAUCAAAUCAUUUUAGGAGGAUGCAUCUAUUAAACCUAAUAAAUUUGACAGUGUUACUGCACUAAUAUUGUUUUCAAACAGCUUUUAGACCAAUUAAGAUGCCUGGAUAACAGAAGAGGAAGUGGAAAAUUAAUCUGGAAAGUCAUCAUUACUAUAGAAUUAUUAAAAUUAAUAAAGUAUCUUCAACUAUCGUCUGCAGUCUUUGUGCACUAAGCAGAAAUGCUCUAGUACAUUGUGUUGGGUCAAUGAUGAUAAUAUGUGGGCAUAGUGGCGGUGAUGCAAUAUAUGUCAGUUAUAAAAUAAACGUGCAUCAUUCCAGAUGUCUAAUUCUG
Molecule: messenger RNA, 1702 nt
Organism: Pomacea canaliculata
Lineage: Eukaryota; Metazoa; Mollusca; Gastropoda; Architaenioglossa; Ampullariidae
Exons: 6
Coding region: 85-1056 (323 amino acids)
Molecular function (GO): calcium ion binding
Source: RefSeq, a predicted model, not a curated record